CAGUGAGAACAGGGUCCCCUGACCUGAAGUACCCUCUGGCGCAGAAAAGUCCAGUGUGCACUCAGCAAAAGAAAUUUCACAACCUCUACCUGUGCUUCAGUUCAACCAAUCAUCAUAUUACGACGUGUAGUGCACUGGAAGUCCCCUCUGCAUCUCAUGAAGGGAAAGGGAAGCAGAGACUUGGAGAAUGAUAAUCUCAGCGGGGAGUCAAAACCUUUCAGCAUAUAUUUUGGUCCAAAGGACCACUUUGCCAGACUUGCCAGUGACCAGAUGCAACACCUCUCAAGCUCUGCACGGGAUAUCCUUCUUCACAGCAAUAAUGGCCUGAGACAUUUAGCCACAAUGACCUUUGAAGAAUAUGAUAACCCCACACUUUCGCCACUUUGGGGGUUUGCAGAUGCAGCUUCGGUGGCAGGAGAUGGGGAAGUCUUUCAAUUGAAGAAAUCAAGUCUUAGUCAAAAGUUGUCCCUGAGCGCUCAUCCUGUGAAUGUGUUGCCUGUCUCGCUUGACCAAGCUACUAUCACUCCCCGUUCUAAUGGGGCACCCAUAUAUGACCAGGCAUACCUCUCACAGCUGAAAGCAAGCACGCCUUCGUCGCGACGUGCCACAGUCGCCGAAGGUCAUGAUGCAGACGUUUCGAUGGACCUGGGUGAAACUAGUAGAGACGAUGUUGACACAGCGAUUCCUUCAGAAUCGUCUAUAUUAUCAGCUAAACAAGAACGAGAACGCAUGCAGACUCAUGGUACAGAAGAUGAUUUUAUAUCUCUUUCUGUCACGAAACGUGAUACCGUACCGCAGGGGAGACGACGAGUACGCGAAAUAUACCAGCGCUCAAGAGUGCAUUGGCCUUGGCAAGAAUUCGAAAAAACUUCCAAGCGCAAGGAUGCUAUGCAAGAGAUGAUCGCAGAUGCUGAUGAGGAAGACGAGGAGACCGUGGAGUGGGAAAGGGAACAGUUGCGCCCAACUUCUCAUGAGGUAUCUCCCACAAAACAGGUCUACAAGCCUGCCGCCAGUGAGACAUAUGUCCUUCUGGAAUUGUCUGGAGUCUGGAGCCUCUGA
Suillus fuscotomentosus is the source of this 1059-nucleotide messenger RNA. RefSeq lists its product as uncharacterized. The transcript has 9 exons. The record is from RefSeq and is a predicted model, not a curated record. Gene Ontology annotation, biological process: spliceosomal complex disassembly; mRNA splicing, via spliceosome. Lineage: Eukaryota; Fungi; Basidiomycota; Agaricomycetes; Boletales; Suillaceae. Gene Ontology annotation, cellular component: U2-type post-mRNA release spliceosomal complex; nucleus. Bases 157 to 1059 code for a protein of 300 amino acids. Gene Ontology annotation, molecular function: DNA binding.